This is a messenger RNA of Stegastes partitus (bicolor damselfish), 3996 nucleotides long. RefSeq lists its product as uncharacterized. The transcript has 20 exons. The record is from RefSeq and is a predicted model, not a curated record. Bases 169 to 3702 code for a protein of 1177 amino acids. NCBI's taxonomy places the organism in Eukaryota, Metazoa, Chordata, Actinopteri, Pomacentridae.
GAUGGAGGUCUGCGACAGCUGGCCAGAUUGCUGGUUUGCAACUUCCGAGCUCUUGAGCAUGGCUACGGAGAGGCAGAUUCUAUCUUGCAAACCCUCAAAGAUCUACCCAUAAUCCCUCUGGCUGACGGACGUGUGGUGGCACUAAGUGGAGAGGGAGUGUUCUUUCCCAUGGAAGAGACCAAGACCAAGAAAACGAAAGCUCAGGCUCAAGCAGGACCACUGUCUGCAUUGUACAAGGAUGUAAGCGUGGUUCACCCCUCUCUGCUGAACUGUUUGGAGCCCCUGGAAAGUCAGCAGAUUCGAGAGCUGCUGAGAAAACUUGGGGUUCAUGAGCUGGAGCCUCAAGAGGUGCUGGAGCAGCACAUCUACCCUUCAAUACGCAACAACAAAUGGAAGUCCAAGCCUGAGUCGGUGAUUGUGAGUUACUUGGUUUUCAUCAAGCAGCACUCCUCCUCCAGCCAGGAGUACUCCGACAUUGCAAUACCCGUCCUGACCUGCAGGGGUCUGCUGUGCCCGGCCAAUGAAAGGGUGCACUUCUCUGAAGAGUACGGCAACAUGGACCUGCCUAAGAAGCUGCCUGGCUGUGAUUGGAUCUUGCUGAGUCCCUGCUACGUGGAGACAGACGGCGAUGUAGCAGGAUGGAGAGAGCUGUUCAGCAGACUAGGAGUCAGAGAUGGUCUCAUGAUUCGCAAAGAAAGACAAACACUCACUGCUACAGAACUGGCCUCCAGUCCCUGGGCAGCUGAAAGUGCAAUGUGGCACCAAACUCCUGGGGAGGGCUGUGUGCUCGAUGACUACCCCUGCGAGGAGUUUCAUGCCUUGGCUACAGCCCAGCUGCCCGGCUCCCUCCUGCUGCAGCAGAGAAUGGCUUUGCUGGAGCUGCUGGAGACCAACUGGGACACUGGACAUCGCUACUCUCAGUACCUCACAGCCCAGGUGAUUGACAGCGAUGGACGACCAAUCAGAAGCACCAGGUCCUCCUUCUACCACUCCUUGUGUCGACUUGAAUGGGUUCCAGCUUAUCGCCCACAGCGAGAAGAACAGUCGGAGAAAAAGUACCUGUGUCCAAGCUCAGUUUAUCUGACAUCCCCUGAAGUCACCGGGCUGCUGGGGACUCACGUCUAUUACGUGGACAUUCACUCCAGCGAGUUCAGCAGAGCUUUAGGGAUGAGAGAAAGUGUCUCAGUGGAAGUUCUGAUGAAGUACCUGAAGGAGUGGUGCGUCAAACCAGAGACAGAUAACCAGGAGCAGAGACGCGCUGAGGACGAGUCAGAGGGGGCAAAUUUCACUUCCACAGUCGAGCACAUCCACAACGUCUACACCUAUCUGCAUACAAACUGUUCCCAGAGCAGCCUCAAGGAACUCUUCCAGCACACUCCUGCUGUGUUCGUAGAGUUUAACAGGCAUAAUGGUGGCUGGUGUUCAGGACGCUUCUACCACCUGAAAGAGGUUUGCUGGAGUGACACAACAACCAUGUUCCACCGCUACAAACAGCUGACUCACAGACAAGACAGCCCUGUCCAGGAGCCCAAAGUCCUGGCUCCUUUCUACAGCCAGCUGGAAGGCAUGAAAGACUUCUUCAUCAGGCUGCUGAAUGUGGAUUCCAGCCCCAACAUGAAGCAGUAUGUUGGUUUGUUGGAACUGAUCUGUUCAUCAUCUCCCAUACCAACUGCUGAAGUGCUACAGGAUGUGUCAGUGCUCUAUGCCAGACUUGCUCAAAAGUGUAAACCUCCAGUAUCUGGAGACCAAGAAAACAUGCCUCAGUACAAACUCAAUCAUGCUUACUGCUCCACUUUGAAAGGUAUGGUGUCUGAUAAAAGGGUCUUCCCAACCAAAGAUAACUGCUGGGUGAGUCUGGCUCGUAAACCCAUGAUUGGUGACAACAAAGAGUUGGAGAAGAUCUUUAAACCUCACAAGCAGGUGUGUCUGCUCAACCUGCCACCACCAGAGAAGAAGGCUGCUCCCAAGAGCAGGACUGGGAACUUUGGUCACGCAGCCUCAGGAGAACAAGUUCCUAACUUCAAUGAGAAGGACAGGUUUUUGUUUCUGGAGAUCUGUGGAAUCCGUCAGCUUUCAAAGUGUGUCAAGUCUGAGCCUCAGACUGAGAACCUGAGACCCUGUCCGUCCAUGCAGGACAUGGUGCGCUCAGUUAUCCCCUACAUCCAGAAGUUCCUCUACCACCACGAGGAGAUGAAUGACGUCUACUCAGAGCUGACGAACAACAACAUAGCACAGAAAAUCAAGCACCUUUCCUUCGGGCAGGUGGGCAAGCUGUACAUUCACCACCAGCUGGAAGUUGCUGAUGAUGAAGACGCAGUGAUAGAGUUGCAGGACGUUAUCUGUCUGCUGAAGGACGAGAAGGAGCUCUACAUCCAGAAAGAUCACCUCAACUCCAAGCUGGACAUCUGCAGGGAGCUGGCGACCCUGUUCUGCAAAGAGACCAGCCAUAGGAAAGAGCUGACACAUUUCCUGAGUGGCCUAACCUCGCUCAAUGACCCGAGAGACCUGAAGAGAUUCUUGAACCAAGCGGACAUCAGAGACCUGCCCAGUGACGAGGAGCAGUGGGAGGUCCCAGAGCCUCCCAAACCAGAGGUCACCCUGGACAGAGUGCUAUCAAGGAGCUACUCCUCCAUCAGCUCCCCAGAGGAGCCAUCUCGCCCUGCACAAGAGGAUGGGGAGCAGACGCUGGCUUGCUGGCCUCCAAGAGCAUCUAUGCUGAACACAGGAAGCAGUCGCACAGCAGGUCAGGGAGGUAGCAGUGUUGUCGAAGCCGUCAUGAAAAUGUGGCCUCCUCCUGCUGCACCUAAAGAUCGAGACCCAGAGAGGGAAGUGUCCCCCAGAGACCACGAGGGCAACCAGCCACCCAGGAGCAGCAGCAGCAGCAGCAAACCUCCAGACCAGCCCAUUCCUCAGAGAGUCCUCAACCAUGCAGGGCAGCCGAACGCCACUGCAGCGACCAACAACAGCCCACAGCCUCCAGAGCGCAUCCAGCAGAGUGACCCCACAAAGUCAGACAGAGCUGAGGCCAACAAGGAAAACCUCUCCGCUCCCAGACCAACACCCAGUCCUCCGUCUGCACAGCCUGCCGAGGCCACCAGCGAGCAGCCGGCUCCAAACAGCCUCGCCGUCCCUGAGGCUGUGGUGCUUUCCACUACUUUCCAGGGGACUGCAGCUGCUGCAGAGGCUCAGCGUCCUCCUCUGAACCUGAACUUCCCUCUCUGGAACAAAGACCAGCCUCCACCGGCCACACUGGAGGACAUGGAGCUCACCUGCCAGAGACCCACCACUGUGGUGUUAUCUGACGACCAGAUGGACGUCGCAGCGAUCGGCGAGUGGGGGGAGCAGCUGGUCAACUCCUUCCUGUGUCACUGGAAGGAUAGCGGAGAUCCCGGACGACCCUUGAGCAUCCUGUGGUGCAACCAGAGCGGAGAGACCGGCCAGCCCUAUGAUUUCAAACUCACCUUCGCGGCGGGAGCAGCACUGGAGGUGGUGUACGUAGAGGUGAAGGCGACGGUAAAGAAAGAGAGGUCGUUCAUCCACCUCUCCGCCAACGAGCUGGACUUUGCACUGAAGGAGAAGGAGCGCUACCACAUAUUCAGAGUGUACAGCGCAGGAGACGCUCAAAAUGUCCGCCUGUGUCGUAUUCAGAACCUGGCGCAGCAUCUCCACACCAAAGAUUUGGCACUUUAUCUGUUUGUAUAACUCUUUUUAAGGUCUGUGGAGAUAUUUGCACAGCGUCAACUUAAACAGUCCCCUCCAGGUGUUUUCUAUGCCUUUUAAAAUUAAUCUUAAAUGCACUGAUUUGAGUUCUUUCUAGAUGUGCCCACGUUACUAUCUUCUGUAUUAUUUUGCCUGCUCUUUUGGAAAAGACUAAUUUUGCACAUUGUUUUCUAUUUUUAAAGUGGUCAGUACUUAAUGUUUUUAGCACUUUGUACCCUGCCCCCCCCUCACCUUUACUGAAGCAUUCCAUUCAAAUAAAAUCUGUUUUUUCUGCCA